This is a messenger RNA of Rubroshorea leprosula, 1495 nucleotides long. Lineage: Eukaryota; Viridiplantae; Streptophyta; Magnoliopsida; Malvales; Dipterocarpaceae. The record is from the annotation of a GenBank genome assembly.
CGUGUUCUGCUUAUCUUCUUCUCCUUCCCGACCUUGCCUCCCGAAAACCUCCCCCACAGCCACCGACGCACUCUUCUUGAGAAAAACCGAUUUUCGGAUCUGCUCUGCUCAGCUCUGUCCUUCCGCGAGCUGCUCUUGCCGAUGGAGUGCUUCCCGGUUUUUCUGCCUCUCUGACCGCCGGACCCAGCUUUUGCUUGCCGAAAAAUUCUGGUAAGUUGCCGGCUCCUCCAAGUCCAAUUUAUCCAUGUAGUUGCUGCCUUGUGUUGAUUGGAUUUUCUGCUUUUGAAUUGCCCUUUUUGCUGUCCGAAAAUGGAAGAAAUUUAGGUGAAAUUGUGCUGGAAGGUGGAAUGAAUUUUGGUAGCUUUAAGUGGGUUUUUGUUUAAUUUAAGUGGAGGUUAGCUUGAGUUGGUUGCUGUGAUGUUAAUUAUGGAAGAAUCUUAUGACAUUCUGUGACUUGUUGUUUUGGCCAAAGCCGGUUUCUCAAUGGCUGUUCUUGAGUGUUCUAUCACCCUAGCACUUGGCUUGAGUUCCCGGUAUUACGGAUUUGAGGUAAGUAAAUUUAUGGUAAAGCCCUUUGAUUUUAAAGUAUAUUUUAAACUGUUUUUGAGAUGGUGGCAAGGUUAAAUUGAUUUUAAAUUGAUUUUAUCAGCAUUUGAGUGUGAUUAGACUGAAAUGAAAAUUGGGAUAUUUUUAAUGAGAAUUUCCUUGUUUUUUCUGGAAUUGAGCAUGAUUGGAAUGGAAAUGAGAAUUUCAUUGUUUUUCUGAAGUAGAGCAUGCCACUUAGAACUUACUGAACUGCUCUGAUUUUAAGAAUUUUUCGUAAAUUAUGAUUUUCUGUUAAAUCCAUGCCCACAUGGGAUUUUCUGGUUAUUUUUGAAAUUUGAGAUUUGAUGGUGAAUUCUUGAUUUUUUGGAAAUUCUGCAUGGUUUUGUCUCUGCUAUAAUCAUGAUUACUAACGCCCGUUAGUGGGAGUUUGUAAACGCUAGCACAUGUUGACAUGUAUUUCUGUAGAACCGGUUCACCCUGCUAAUGGGGUUAAACAUUGGUUAUUAUUGACGCCUGCCAGUGGGAGUUUGUUAAACACUGGUACUAUUACUGACGCCUGCCAGUGGGAGUUUGUUAAACACUGGUACUAUUACUGACGCUUGCCAGUGGGAGUUUGUUAAACACUGGUACCAUUACUGACGCCUGCCAAUGAGAGUUUGUUAAACAUUGGCUAUGACUUAUAGAUGAGACUACUGAUGAGUUUUAUUAUGCAUGAAUGGUUUAUCAUUGAAAGUUUUGUUAUGCUUACAUGGUUUAUUUGGCAUACUUAAAUUUUUAUCAAGGGCUGUCCAUAUUUUUACUUACUGAGAUAUUUUAUAUCACUUAGUUUUUCUUGUCCACCAUUUCAGGUAGUGAUACCCGACACGUGGGGAGCCGGGGGAGUGACGAGCUAGACGGCUAGGCAUUAUUUUGGAUUUAGAUCUUUUGGAGUUAGGCCGCUAGUCUCACA